This is a messenger RNA of Dendronephthya gigantea, 4088 nucleotides long. RefSeq names its product serine/threonine-protein kinase 36-like. NCBI's taxonomy places the organism in Eukaryota, Metazoa, Cnidaria, Anthozoa, Malacalcyonacea, Nephtheidae. Gene Ontology annotation, cellular component: cytoplasm. Bases 1 to 3936 code for a protein of 1311 amino acids. The transcript has 33 exons. The record is from RefSeq and is a predicted model, not a curated record. Gene Ontology annotation, biological process: protein phosphorylation. Gene Ontology annotation, molecular function: ATP binding; protein kinase activity; protein binding.
AUGGCUGCCAGUGAUGCUAGUUACCAUGUUCUGGAACUUAUUGGGGAAGGAUCUUUUGGUAGAGUUUACAAGGGGCGAAAAAAGUAUAGUGGCCAGGUUGUUGCACUUAAGUUUAUACCAAAGAAAGGUCGCUCAUCAAAGGAUCUCACCAACUUGCAGAGGGAAAUUGACAUUAUGCGUACAUUACAUCAUCCGAAUAUUAUAGCUCUCCUGGACUCAUUUGAAACUACAGAUGAGGUGUGUGUUGUGACAGAAUAUGCUGAGGGAGAAUUGUUUCAAAUAUUGGAAGAUGACGGUAACUUGGUUGAGGAUCAGGUGCACGAGAUUGCCGUUCAGUUGGUUAAUGCUUUGUUCUACCUACAUUCUCAUCGUAUUCUUCAUCGGGAUAUGAAACCGCAAAAUAUCCUAAUUGGCAAAGGAGGGGUUGUUAAACUCUGUGAUUUUGGGUUUGCCCGUGCAAUGAGCAUCAAUACUUUGGUAUUAACUUCAAUAAAGGGCACCCCACUGUACAUGUCACCAGAACUAGUGGAGGAAAGACCUUAUGAUCACAAUGCUGACUUAUGGUCCCUUGGUUGUAUACUGUAUGAGCUGUUUGCGGGCACGCCGCCAUUUUAUACCAAUAAUAUAUUUCAACUUGUCAAUCUUAUAUGCAAGGACAGUGUAAAGUGGCCUGCAGAAAUGUCACCAAAUUUCAGGAGCUUUUUACAAGGGCUGUUAACCAAAGAUCCACGGAAACGAUUAACCUGGCCAUAUCUGCUGCGUCACCCUUUUAUUGCAGAUGAUAUUAAUGAAGAGGACUUUCAAGAACUUCCCUUAACACCAGAAGAGUUUGGAAAAUUACAGAAAUCUGAAGAGAACAAGAAAAUUGAAUUAGAAAUGAAAAAAAAAACUGGGGACAAGAAACCGACAUGGGUGGAAAGACUACAGCAGCAAACACAGGAGAAGAAGAAAGUGCAGAAGAAAGAAUCUGGUCAGACACAGGACAGCAAGGAUAAUGGUAGGAAGAAAAGUGCAGGAAAUAAGAAGGAAAGAAAUGGAAAGAAGAAUAGUCAAGUCACAAGAAGUAAAAAGGAAUCAGGUUCUGAAAAAGAAAAGAUUGAAGAGAAGGGUCGAAUCAGCGAAGACUACGAUCGGGAAAUGGAGAUUACAAAUAAAGUGAAAGAAGGGCUUGUAAAGCAUGCCAGUGGACCUUUAAUACAAGAUCAGGAUUUGGAGAGUGAUGAGGAAUGGGCAAACCUUGUUGAAAUCACAAACGAGGAGUUAAAUCUUCGGGAACAAGGUGUGAAGAUUGAGUAUCCAUUCCUAGAAAGGCUCGCUGAGAAUUCUGAAUUUCUUGGAAAAAUGGCCGCCGGAUUUCGUUCUGCCGAAGAUGAAGUUCUCAAAGGCAUUCUGGAAGGAGCUUCAAAGUUCCGUCAAAUUAUUAAACUCUUUGGAAACAUUUUACGUUUACCUGGCUUGGCUGGCCAAAAGUUAGAGUUCUGUGUUGCAGUGGGGUUACCUAAGAAAUGUGUGACAGUUUUGAGCGAUCUCAUCUCGACUGAGUUCAUCAAGCUGCCCUGGUGUAUUGAGGUCUUAACCGAUUGCGUCACGCUUUUUUGGACAUUUCUUGAAGAGUGUACGAUGGAACCAUCCGAGCAAACGCCAUUCCGUACUCUUGGUGAAAUAGCAGUUCAUUAUGUUUCCAUUCUUCCGAAGUUAGUGGCUCUGGAUUACGAUGGGCGACUCCAAGAUACCGUAUUGAAUUGUUUCGCAGCGUUGUGUGAAAAAGGUGACUCUUUGAUGUCGGUAUUUACCGAUUUCUACAACAAUAUAAUCACAACAAACAUUCAGGUCGUGGACUGUCUUAUCAACUCUCUCGGCUCACACGGCGUUCCUGUUAAAGAUCAUUCUUCAACCAUCACUGCUAUGACAGCGCUUAUUCACCGAGGUACAGAUGAAGAAGAGAAUUACAAACAGAUUCUUACUCAAUUUCUUGUCCAAAAGCUUCUGUCACCAAAGUUUAAGAAACAGCUAUCUUCACUGCUCUCCCUGCAACGAGUGAAUGACUUAAGAACACUUGCUUUCCUCUGCAAGGUGUGCGAGGAUUCAAGAGAGAUGUGUGUGGCACUUGUGAAUCAAGAGGAGUAUAUGAAGACAUUAGGGGUGAAUUUUCAUAAGCUUGCUACGCAGUCAGGGUCAACAGAUUUGGUGGAUCUUGAAGAAUGGAUUUUACACGUCACAGUGUUGUGGUGCAUAUUGAAGUACCAUCAGCAGGAUAUAUCUCAACAGUUGUCAAUUUGUGGCGACCUUUUAAUCGAAUUGUUUCUUAACUCCGGCAACGUUUUAUUCAAAAUUACAACCUCGUUUUUGUUCCAAACCUUGUUCCCAGAAUGCCUGGAUGUGUUUAACCAAUCACAGGACGACAUUCUUACCGCGAUACUGGUUACCAUCACAAGUAUGCCCAAGGUGAUACAUUUUCCAUUUUGUCGCAUUGGUCUAUGUGAUGGAGUCAUUCAUCUUCUCGACAGCAUGCUGUCGCAGGAAUCUUCAAGUCUCAAUGCAAGUGACGUCGUAUCAAGUGGAAUAUGGGAUGCAUUGUGGUAUAGUUUAUCAGUAACUAUGGAAACGUCGUCUUCGCUUGAAGACUGCGAUGCAAUCUCGAACGGGGAAAGAUCUCAAGUGUUAUCAGUCAACUGGACCUUCCUAUCUCCCCAGGGUCUGUCGACCUUGUUGGAGUUUUCUUGCAGAAUGUUUGCUAAGUAUCCUUUGGUAUCGGUGUCAAGUUUGGUGAGCUCAUCUAAUAAGACUAUACACGUUCUUUCCUUGUGGUUAUCGAAAGAUUUCUUGCUGUAUUUUAAGAGAAGAUUAUAUGCUGAGGAAUCGCCGGAUGAGGACACUGUGGUUUUACAAUUUGUAAACAAGAUCCUUCAGAUAUUCUGUACGCCAUUUGCAAUGGAAAUCGAGGAAUCUCUUCUACAUGAUUUACAAAGUCUAUUUUAUGAAGUACAAGUUAUGGAAUGUUUGCUGGAUCUUCUGGCCAACGUCUUAUAUCCAGACAAUAUGGAACUUGCUUUAGGUUUUGUGAUGCGUCUUGUGUUGAGCGAUUUAAUGUUUGUCAGUCAGUUCUCAAAAACAGUUGCAAGACAACAGGCUGAAUGGUUGCUUGAAUCGCUGCUCUCCUCAGACCAACCAGACCAUAUUAUACUCGACACUCUAUCAAUUUUCAGUCACAUGGCUAGAUCAUCCGUUCAUCAUGUUGAACUAAUCUCAUCAAUACUGAAAGGCGAACAAGGUGACUAUGGAACAGUACAGUUGUUAUUAAGCCACAACAGUAUUGCUGUUUGUGCAAAAACGUGUGGAAUGAUUGGAAAUUUACUAAAGAAAUCUGUUGCAUUCUUUCCAGCUUUAAAGAAAAACUCCAUCAUGAGCUUGAUCAACAAUAACCUACAACACGAAGAUGAUGAUAUCAGAAAGGCGUCUAGUUACAUCAUUGGAAACGCUGCGUUCCACGGCGACUCCUUAUAUAGUACGCUGUCACAAAGUAUUCCACUUCUUUUGCCACUGCUAUCUGAUCCACUGCCCCGAACAAGGUCCAAUGCAGCAGGAGCUUUAGGAAAUCUGGUUCGCAAUUCACCAAUACUUUGUUCUAAUUUGCUGGAGUAUCAUGUGCCUGAGAGUUUACUAGAUGUAGCAUGCAAUGAUGGCUGCAAUGAUGUGAGGGAAGUGGCUUUGGUCUCUUUGAGGUUGCUUUGCAGAAAUCAUUCAUGUCGUGAGAAACUGCUGGCAUGCAAAAUUCAACAAAGGUUGCAAGGAGUCCUUCAGCAUUCUCGGCAGUCCUCAAGUAGUUUUCAUUGCAACAGCCUGCCAUCUACACCAAGCUCAACAGCUACGACAGAAAGUAAUGUGUCUGAACAUUGUGUCAGAAUAUUAAAGAAACUAAAAACUCAUUCAAGGUAGAAAAGUAAUACAGGUGUGAUGAUUGUGUGAUAUUCAAAGUUUUGCAGUUCACCAGACUACAUUUUGGUGAUAUGGCAAAAUUGAAAAAGUACACGCUGCGAAGGUGUAAAACUCCUAGUUACAUUAAUUAGGGAAAACUAUAUGUAGAUAUU